UUCAAUUUGUUUUUGUACAUUAUAUGAGAAACAUUUCUAAUGUCUAUGAAACUUGUUACAGAUGAUGGCCUCAUAUUCUGUUUCUGAUGCUCUGUUUCAACUUAUUACUUGUAUAUGACCUAUGUUCAUCCGUUCAUUUUCUCUCUUGCGACUAUUAUCCCGAUGUCACCAGAUGAGGUCCUGCGCAAGGGUAGUGGGACCCUCUGUGAAAUGCUUCUAAUGGUCCAGGCAUACAAGGCAAAUGUUAUUUGCCCUAACAAACACCAAUCUGAAUCAGAGAAGUUUCAUAAUAACCGUCUUCUUGAAAGCGAGACAUAUAUAGGUGGUCAUGUGGAAUGCCUUGAAAGUGGAGUUUUUAGAUCUGAUCUUUUAACUAGUUUUAAGCUUGACCCAUCUGGAUAUCAGCAACUGAUUGACAACCUUGAUCGUGAUCUGCAAUAUGCUAUAAGAGUUGAGGGUAAGAUGGACUUGGAUUUCGUAUCUAAUUAUGAUGAAGUGAGGAGUUCUAUCUUUGAAAAGGCUGAGCUUUUCGACAAGUUUCUCAAUGGCUCAACCUUAGUGGAAUGCUAUUCAGCUGUUGCUUCUGUUGCCAACCGCUGACUUGAUCUUCUUGAUAAUCAAGGAAAGGAUAUUGCGGACAGUGAGUUGCUCGAUUAUAUAUCUGAAUCAAGUACCAUGAGUAAGUCUCUAGCAGACUACCAAAGUAAUCAUAGACAUUCACAAUAAGUUCAGUCAGAGAAAAGGAGGCUCUCAUGCAAUGAUCCCAAAGUGAAGAAUAGGAAGAAUGUCAAGAAAAAUGACAUUAUUGAGUUUUCAAUGACCUAAAAAUAAUGUAUAGAUAUUUUUUUUAUGAAAUGUGCUUCUUAAUAAGCAAUGAAUAUUGUAUAAUAUAUGUUUGUUUAUUUUUUUAUUAAAGUUAAAUAAUUUAUUUGAUUAAUAAUGUUAAAUAUUUUUCAAAUUAAUUACUUUCAUUUAUUAUUUAUAUUAAAUAAAAUUUAUAUAUAAUUAAAAUUACCUACAUAGAAAUAUUAUAUUUACUCACAAAUAAAUAAGUGUAGGUAAAAAUAAGUAUACUACAACAUGUCACGUGGACCAAU
Molecule: messenger RNA, 1097 nt
Organism: Humulus lupulus (European hop)
Lineage: Eukaryota; Viridiplantae; Streptophyta; Magnoliopsida; Rosales; Cannabaceae
Product: DNA polymerase epsilon catalytic subunit B-like
Exons: 5
Coding region: 115-600 (161 amino acids)
Biological process (GO): base-excision repair, gap-filling; mitotic cell cycle; nucleotide-excision repair, DNA gap filling
Cellular component (GO): epsilon DNA polymerase complex
Molecular function (GO): DNA binding; single-stranded DNA 3'-5' DNA exonuclease activity; DNA-directed DNA polymerase activity
Source: RefSeq, a predicted model, not a curated record